This is a messenger RNA of Sinocyclocheilus anshuiensis, 4440 nucleotides long. It is a transcript of the gene sel1l, whose product is annotated as SEL1L adaptor subunit of SYVN1 ubiquitin ligase. The record is from RefSeq and is a predicted model, not a curated record. Gene Ontology annotation, cellular component: endoplasmic reticulum membrane. NCBI's taxonomy places the organism in Eukaryota, Metazoa, Chordata, Actinopteri, Cypriniformes, Cyprinidae. The coding region runs from base 517 to 2844 and encodes 775 amino acids. The transcript has 21 exons. Gene Ontology annotation, biological process: ERAD pathway. Gene Ontology annotation, molecular function: protein binding.
AGGAAAUAGGGGGUCGGUCAGUGAACAGAAAUAUGCUGUAACACGAGAAACCCUAACGACGGCUAAACUGUUACUGUCUUGUGUUGUUGAAUUUGAUAAACAUUGCAGGUGCCUUGGAAACAUUGUUCCGGAAAUCGUCUUGGAAUAUUUUCAUGGUCCGCGACCGACACGGCAUUACGUUAGUCUCUGGGAAGUGUUGUGUGUUUAGCUGUGUAGACAGGCUGUCACUGAGUUAGUUACAUUGAGCUGCUAGCUCAAAAUGCUUUGGUAAGGGUAUUAAUGUCCAGUUUAUGCGAAUGGGUUGUUUUAUUAUAAUCCAUUUUUGCUCUUGGGAGAAGUUUCUGGUUGACUGGCUCGCUGGUCAAGUUCUAUAGCUAGUCGGUUAUGCAGUCAGGUGCAGUUCACUGACAGAUUUAUAUAGCUAAAUGGCUAGCUAGGACAACAGACAGUUAAGUUAGUGUGCAGGUUUAAUUAAGUCAGAUUUUUAGUCCACUGCGUUUUGCACACUCUGGCAACAUGAAUCCCACUAAAAAGUCUUGUCUGGUCCUUGUUGUGGCUUUAGCUGUGACUUUGGAAGUGACAGCUAGCGAAGUACUUCAAGAUGAUGGAGUUGCAGAGGGUGGUGAGUCUCAGAGCGCAGAUAAUGAUGGCUCCAAAAUUGUGGCGGGACAUGCGUAUGUCUCUAAAGAUGCCCAGACCGACAGCAGUACAACAGACACUGGAGUAGAGAGUGAGGUUGAGGGGGUUGAACAGGAAGACCUUCCGAGUCAACCUCCUCCACCAGAGGAGCGUCAUAAAGAAGUUCCGGUGGCGAUUGGUGGAACAGCCUCUGGGGAGCCCUGCGUCUUUCCUUUUCUUUUCCAAGAGAAAGAGUAUAUGGAGUGCACUACUGAAGGCAGAGGAGAUGGGAGGCUGUGGUGUGCCACAACAUACAACUACAACACUGAUAAGAAAUGGGGCUUCUGUGAAACGGAAGAGCAAGCAGAGCAGAGGCGGUUGGUGGAAGAGGCUGAAGAACAGUACCAGGAUGCAAUUAAGAUGAUUAACAGCACCAACAGAAGGAGCCAGAAGAAAGAGUUGUACGACAGACUCCUGAAAGUUGCAGAGAUGGGUCAUGCCAAGGCCAUGGAGAAGGUGGCAUAUGCUAUGCUGUUUGGAGACUACUUACCCCAGAGCAUUCCUCAGGCGAAGGAGAUCUUUGAGAAGCUGGCACUGGAGGGCUCCCCUAAAGCCCAGACUGCACUUGGUUUCCUAUAUGCUGCAGGAUUAGGGGUGAACUCAAGUCAAGCAAAGGCAUUGGUGUACUACACCUUUGGAGCUUUGGGUGGAAACCUAGUAGCACAUAUGAUUCUGGGCUACAGAUAUUGGGGAGGUGUUGGGGUUCCUCAGAGCUGUGAAUCUGCUCUCACUCACUACAGACUAGUGGCCAAUCAUGUGGCCAGCGAUGUAUCACUGACAGGGGGCAGUGCAGUACAGCGGAUCCGGCUCUUAGAUGAAGUGGAAAAUCCUGGUUCUAGCAGUGGAAUGCUAGAGGAGGAUUUAAUCCAGUACUACCAGUUCUUGGCUGAGAAAGGAGAUGUGCAGGCACAGGUGGGCCUGGGCCAGUUACACUUACAUGGAGGACGAGGUGUGGAACAGAAUCAUCAGAGAGCAUAUGAGUACUUUAACCAAGCAGCAAAUGCAGGGAACACACAUGCAAUGGCCUUCCUUGGAAAGAUGUACUCUGAAGGCAGUGAGUAUGUGCCUCAGAACAAUGACACGGCCCUGCAUUAUUUCAAAAAGGCUGCAGAUUUGGGAAAUCCGGUUGGCCAGAGUGGCCUCGGUAUGGCUUACCUGUAUGGAAGGGGUGUUCCUGUGAACAAUGACCUGGCACUGAAGUAUUUUCAGAAGGCUGCAGAGCAAGGCUGGGUGGACGGACAGUUGCAGCUGGGAACCAUGUACUACAAUGGAAUCGGGGUGAAGCGUGAUUAUAAACAGGCUCUUAAAUUCUUUAACCUGGCAUCUCAAGCGGGUCACAUCCUAGCCUUCUACAAUCUAGCUCAGAUGCAUGCCACGGGGACUGGGGUCAUGCGCUCCUGCCACACUGCAGUGGAGCUCUUCAAGAACGUGUGUGAGCGCGGCCGCUGGUCUGAGAGACUCAUGGCAGCAUACGGAAGCUUUAAGGAGGGCGACAUGGACUCUGCUCUAGUACAGUAUCUACUGCUGGCCGAACAGGGCUACGAGGUCGCCCAGAGCAAUGUGGCCUUCAUCCUUGAUCAAAAGGGAUCACAGAUUUUCAAUGAGAAUGAAUCUUACCCACGGGCUUUGCUCCACUGGACCAGAGCAGCUGCUCAAGGUUACACAGUGGCCAGAAUCAAGCUGGGUGACUAUCAUUUCUAUGGCUAUGGCACUGGUGUGGACUAUGAGACUGCAGUCAUUCACUAUCGUCUGGCCUCUGAGCAACAGCACAGUGCACAGGCCAUGUUCAACCUAGGCUAUAUGCAUGAGAAGGGCCUUGGUAUUAAACAGGACAUUCAUCUGGCUAAACGUUUCUAUGACAUGGCUGCAGAAGCCAGUCCUGACGCCCAAGUUCCUGUGUUCCUGGCCCUGUGCAAGCUGGGCCUUAUUUAUGCACAACAGUACCUGCAAGAUCUUAAUCUGAAGGAGCUUCUAUCUCAGGUGGAUCUUGACCAGUUACUGGGUCCUGAGUGGGAUCUCUAUCUCAUGACUGUCAUUGCUCUGCUCUUGGGCACAGUAAUCGCAUAUCGGCAGAGACAGCACCAAGCCGUACCCAGAGCCCCUCCAGCGCCCCCUAGACCUCCAGCCCAGCCUGAGCAGCCAGCCGGAGAGCCUGAGGAACAAUGAGAGAGCAGGUAUCAGAGUGGAGGUGACCAAAUGGGACAAGGAUUACUGGAGAACGAAUUGAGGCCCAAUAGCGUUUCUCCCUCUGGGACAGCCACUGACACCUACACCUGCUGUGGUCUUUAAUCCUGUUAACCCCAAAAGAGCUUUCAGGACUCUUGUUGCCCUGUCCAGCCCCUCCUUUGUCUUUUAACUGUGGCUUGGGGAAAAACUAGAUGAACUUCUACAAUAUCUUAAAUGUGCUCCUCAGGGUUUUGCCAGGUGAAAUAACAUUUGUGCAAAUCAACACUCACUAUGUGGGGGGGAAAAGACAACAUUGCCGAAUGAACUCCAUUAGUUGUUUCUGCUUUUGCUUGUCACUGUGCUAAAAGCUAAGGAUCGAACCUAUUUUGUGCAACCCAUUUUUUUUUUGUAUUAAGUUUAGUACAAAUUCAAACUUUGACACCAUGCCUCUUUGGAACGCAGAGUGCAAGGUGGACUGUGCUCUGAAUUCAAUAUGUAAAAAGUUCAUACUCUCAGCAUGCUUUCAUUUAAGUGGCUUGCUAGCAGAUUUUUUUUUCCAGAAGUCCAGAAAUGAUUUAUAACGUCAGUAUUUGGACAAAAGUAGUUUUCAGCAGCACAUUGAUGUAGAUUUCACUGUCUCGAUUCAAAUGUGCACAGUUACAUAUGAAUAAACUACACGGUAAGUAAUCUAAGGUUAGCAGUUUUUCAUAAGGCUUUUUAUUGCCAUAAACGCUCACCUUGCCAAAUGUUGAAUCAUUCAGAUUACUACUGCCUUUGACUUACUUUCAUUGUUACAAAAGUCUCUCUGUAGGGUGUUUAUGAUACUAAUUUAGUGCAAUUAUGGCUGGUGUCCAGUAUGUUUAAGAUUUUUGAAGCUCUAGUUACCUCAAACCUCAUUCAUCAUUAGUCAUUCAACCUUUCCAAAAGUUUUAAAAAUGGGAUUUAAAUUCCUCUGCAUACAUGAAAAAUAUUUGAAUUGAUGAAUGGGUUGCUGUAUGGCUAUAAUGCUCGUUUUUUUUGUAUUACAAGACACCUUUUUGCUUUUUUAUUUUAAGAUCAAUACGUUGAAUGCUCUCAGAAAUGUUUUUGAUGAUACGCGUGUAAGAUCUGUAGCUCUGUGAAUUCCUGAAGUUGAUCCAUUUGUUUUGGGAUGUGGCUGUUUGUGUGCUAAAUCUCAGUUUUAGGUUCUUUGUCAGAGGAAAAAUAUUUCAGAUCAUUUCAGUUGUGAACAUGUCUAGAAUAUCUAUUGAUUAUUUGGCAAUGGUGUCUGUCGUUUCAGGUAACAUAGCAAUACCACAACUUUUGGUGUGUAAAAAAAAAAAAAAAUCUGUAAUGUAAGCAUAUGUAUGUGAAUAGGAUGUAAAGAACUGUUUUUCUUGUGAAGAUUCACCAAAGCAUUAGUUUGUUUUUGCAGAGUUCUCACAAUUCAGCAAUGGUUUGAAGCUUUGAAAGUAAUAUAACAGAUUCCUCUAUGUUCCAUGUCAAUCAAACAGCUCAUAAUACUGAAAUAACAAAGGAUGAGACUUAAAAAGGAAAUAAUUGCAUUUUCAAAUGGCAAUGUUUCUAAAUAACUAAUAAAAAUCAAUGGGUUCACAG